AUGCAACUUGUCCAUUUUAUUGUCGGUAAGUGAAAUCUGGGAACAAAAAAACGAGUCCCUAGGGUCUUAAAUGAUGAAUUUUUUUUUCUCGAAUAAAAUGGUAAAUGGCAGUCUUGGGACUUGCUGUGACCCAUAUUUUUGCUUCAUUUUUUUUUGAGGUUUGGCACUUUUGCUGGCCGUCUCGUUGGCCGCCGACGAUCGUGUGAUGGGAUGGAACAAGGCGCACGGUCUGUGGGGAAAACGAUCCGUUCAGGAUGCUUCGGUACGCGUUUUCCGCACUUUGCGCCACCGUUUUUACCAUCAAUUUUUUUUUCAGCAAGACAAACGGACGCCUCAGAACUGGAACAAGCUGAACAGUUUGUGGGGUAAACGCUCGGCCGGAGUCGCUGUUGAUUUCGACGCCGAACCGUUGUAUGAGGACGACGACGUCGCCAUGUUCAUCAAAAGGUCUCUCAAAAAUUGUUCUGCAUAAUUUUGACACCUGGGACUGCACACGGCGACAAAAAGACUAGAAAGGGGCGUGGCCUAAUCUGAGACGCGUUUUCUGAAAAUUGCCGCAAUUCCAGCACUUUUCCGAUAUUUUUGUGUUUGAUAUCGACGAAAGAAGAGACAUUAAUGAGAGAAAACAUUGCAAUUUUCAUGAAAACGCCGCGUUUGAGACGUUUUUCGAAUAUUUCGCAAUACGCUCUCCGCCGCAAUUUCGGAAUUUUCAUACCGGCCGAUGUGGAUAGUUUUGAGACGAAGUGAGUGUCGAAAGUGAUUAAGCACGUUAAUACAAGUAUUUUAAGCGUUCAAACGGCAAAAAGUGUCGGCGAAUGACUGAAAUUCACGCAUUUUCAGCAAAAAACUUGAAAAUCGAUUCAAUUGAUUCAUUCUCUGAUUAAAACCUGCUCGUUUUAAGCUCAAAAAGUGAGCGGCGAUUAGUUUGACAUAGUUAUGCAAUUACAUCGUCGAAAUCGUACAAAAUUUGGGUAAUUUUUGACGAAAAACAUGAAAAAUGGGGUUAAAUUUCGAAUUUCGCGCCAAAAUGGUGAUAAACCGUGCACGCUGGCCACGCCCCUUUCUACCGGACUUGCAACGGGCCGGGCCGGGCCAAAAUUGGAAAUUUUCCGGCCCGCGGCCCGGUCGGCCCGGGAGGAUGCACCUAAAAAUUCAAAGCGAACUAGAACUUCGAAACGAACAUAAUUUUAUAGACUUAAAAAGGCAAUGUUAUAGCAUAAAAACCUUUAAAAAAAUAGAAAUUGCUGUUUAAAAUUGCAAAAUUUUCACAAAAAUUGCGAAAAUUUUCUCAAGAGUGGGCGGAGCGAUUGAUUGCAACUCUGGCACGCCAUUUUAGCAAUUUUGCCGCACGCGUUUUCCUCUUCCUUCAUAUUUUUUUUUGCAUAUUUUUUUUGAGGUCUAACUUCCGGGCCGACCGGGCCGGGCCGGGCCGACGAUUUGCUGGCCCGGGAUUUGGCAAGUCUGCUUUCUACGUUUUUGCUCGCCGUACUGCAUUUCAUCAGUUGACUCACUUGACUACGCUUGAAAGUUAGGGUUAGCUCAAUGCGCGAAAUUUCCUCAUGACUAACUUCUAAGAGCUACAGUACUCCAGGCCGUGUUCUUACAAAAAAGUGGUAAACUACAAAAAUGUAGAGCUUAUCAUGAACUGUCUUUAUGCACUUGACAACUUUUUUGUACAUCAACUCCCUGGGGUACUGUGGCUCAUGGAAGUUGGGACCAGUACUGCUCCAUAAAGUGGUCCUAUAAAAAAAUGGUCAACUACAAAAAUACAGUUCAUGAUGUGAAUAUUCAUUUCGCAAAACAAUUCCUAGACCGAUUGAUUGUCUCGAGGCUCUACAAUACUCAUUCAAAGUUUACCAAUUAAAUUGUCCUACCGCUAUUAUAUUUAUAGUUUCAAAUUCAUUUUUUUUUCCAGAUCCCCGGCUCAAUGGCAACGCGCCAAUGGUCUCUGGGGCCGUUAA
Messenger RNA from Caenorhabditis sp. 36 PRJEB53466, 1961 nucleotides. The record is from the annotation of a GenBank genome assembly. Lineage: Eukaryota; Metazoa; Nematoda; Chromadorea; Rhabditida; Rhabditidae.